ACAGAUUAGUGCUACUCCUUUCUAAUUUAAUAUUUUAAUUCAUAAUUAUAAUAAAGUAAUAUAUAGAAAAAAUAGAGAUAUAUUUAAAUAUAAUCUAAUUUUCUAUAUUUAAUAAAAUAGUGCAAAUAUGUGUGUAUGUCCUUUAAUUAUAUUAUAAUAAAUAAAUCAUUGAAUGUUUUGGUGUAAUGUGAUUAGUGUAUUGUUUAGUGUGUAUAGUGAGGAAGUUAUAGUGAAAUAGUGUAUAGUGCUCACUGUGAGGGAAAAUGGAGUUGUAUUUGAAAAACCAAUUGCAGAUAGCCCUAAUAAUUUACACCGGUCAGAUGAUGGUGGGUUUCGGUUUGGGCUGGUCAGCACCCAUCAUUCCUAUUCUGCAGGACACUGAGCACACCCCCCUGCCAAGCAUCAUCUCAGGGCAACAAGCAUCCUGGAUUGGCUCUGCAUUGUAUAUUGGAACCAUUAUUGGUCCUUAUGUAUCCGGAUACCUGUCAAACAUCCAGGGUCGCACGCCAUGUUUGAUCCUGGGUGGGAUACUGACCUUAUUCUCGUUCAUUCUCCUGGCCAUGUCAAGUAACCUGGCAAUGAUCUUAGCUGGGAGAAUAUUCACUGGUCUAGGCACUGGGAUCAUAUUUGUCACCAAUCUGGUGUAUAUAGGGGAGAUUGCGUCCACCAAUAUUCGAGGUAUAUUAUUGACUGGUACAGGAGUAUUCAGUACUGUCGGAACAUUAGUUGUGUUUUCAGUCGCGCCAUACGUUCCUUACUGGGCAAGCAGCGUCGUGGGUCUAGCUAUAACAGCUGGUUAUGUCGUUGGACUGAUGUUUAUACCUGAAUCACCAAUGUUUUUUAUUAUAAAAGAAAGAGAAGAAGAUGCUAUAAACGUACUAAAGAUGUUAGGUCGUGAAGAUGAUAUUGGCAUGUUGCUGUCUGUAAAACAGACAGAAAGUGAUCAAAAUAGUGACUGGAAGGACCUAUUUACCAUCAAAAGCAACCGGAGAGCUUUUAUCAUUACUUUUGUUUUGGGCAUACUCCAACAGCUCAGCGGCAUUAUCGUGGUGGUAUUCUUCGCGACAACUAUCUUCGACAUGGCCGAUUCAUCCAUAGAGCCUAACACAGCCACGAUCAUUAUUGGAGUCACACAGAUCGUCUCCAGUUGCAUUGCUCCGUUCUUCGUUGAGAGGAGUGGCCGGAAGAUCCUACUUCUGGCAUCAACUGGAUGUUGUUGCAUCAGUUUGGCUGUGCUAGGAACUUACUUCUUGCUAGACCACUACAACCACUCCGUGGUAGCGAAGGUGCAAUGGCUGCCUCUUGUGAUUCUCAUGGUGUUCUUCCUAUCCUAUGACAUGGGCUUCGGUAUAAUCCCAGGCACUUUUAUCGGUGAGAUGUUCCAGUCAAACAUAAGGAGUAUUGGGUCCGCAGUCACAGUCACCAGCGCUUGGCUCUUCGGCUUUGGUGUCGCGUCGGCUUUCGACCUCUUAAUCAGCUUCCUUGGAGGUCAUGGAACGUUCUGGAUGUUUGCAGGAGCUUGUGGCUUGGCAUUUGUAUUUACCGCCAUAUUUGUGCCAGAAACGAGGGGGAAAAGUCUACUUGAGAUUCAAGAGAUGUUGAGUAAAUGAUGAUUAAGUAUUUUAUAAAUGUUUUUUUUUUUGCUACAUAGCAAUGCAAUCAAGCCGCGCAUUUUGCUUCUCUUGUCACUUUUAUAAUUAAAUAAUUAUUAUUUUAAAUGAGCA
Molecule: messenger RNA, 1724 nt
Organism: Pectinophora gossypiella (pink bollworm)
Lineage: Eukaryota; Metazoa; Arthropoda; Insecta; Lepidoptera; Gelechiidae
Product: facilitated trehalose transporter Tret1-like
Exons: 8
Coding region: 264-1610 (448 amino acids)
Biological process (GO): transmembrane transport
Cellular component (GO): membrane
Molecular function (GO): transmembrane transporter activity
Source: RefSeq, a predicted model, not a curated record